AUGUCGUACCCUCGGGCUUUUCUCCUCCAGCCCUCCGUGUCCGUGUCUCUUCCUCCGGCUCCGUCCUUCAGCUCCGGCCUCCUCUUGGCCCCGAGGAGGUGCGAGGAGCUGCCUCGCUCCUCCUCGCACCUCCUCUUGGCCCCGAGGAGGUGCGAGGAGCUGCCUCGCUCCUCCUCGCACCUCCUCUUGGCCCCGAGGAGGUGCGAGGAGCUGCCUCGCUCCUCUUCGGGCUCCGCCUUCGCUCCGUACCCGGGACCAGCGACUUCUCCCGGCUUCAACCUGCACCUCCGGUCCGGGGGAGGAAGAGGAGCAGGAGGAAGAGGAGGAGGAGAGACGCUCCGCGCGUUCAUGAGUCCAGGGUUCGACCCCCCCUCAGGGAUCCCCCCCCCCUCAGACUACCACCCGUUCCCCUACUCUGACCCCGCCCACAGGAAGCACGCCACCCGGGACGCCACGGCCACGCUGAAGGCCUGGCUGCAGGAGCACCGGAGGAACCCGUACCCCACCAAGGGCGAGAAGGUCCUGCUGGCCAUCGUCACCAGGAUGAGCCUCACGCAGGUGUCCACCUGGUUCGCCAACGCCCGGCGGCGCCUGAAGAAGGAGAACAAGGUGACGUGGAGGUCCCGGACCCGGAGCGAGGACGAGGAGGAGGAGGAGGCUGGGGGCCGUCCCUCCUCGGGUCUGAUGUUCAGAGACAGAAGAAGCAGGGACGUGGAUCUGGACUUAAACGAGUCGGGGGGCCGGAGCCCCCCCACCCCCGGGCCCCCCCACACGCCUCCUCAGAACUCACCACUCGGGACGCAGAGGGUCUCCUUCGCCAGCGCCCAGGGGUCCCAGGGGUCCCAGGGGCCCGGCCCCGCCCCCAGCGUCCAGGGGCCCGCCCCCAAACCCAAACUGUGGUCGCUGGCUGAGAUCGCCACGUCGGACAAAACGAAAGGAUCCAGUGAAUGGUCUCAGCGCGGGGGGGGCGGGGGGGCCCUGUACCCCCCCAGCCCCUCCCUGCCCCAUCACCUCUACUACACCCCCCCCUUCAUGCCAGCGUUCCCUCCCUGCAGCCCCCCCCCGGGGCCCCUGCACAGCGGAUUAGAGCGGCAGCGAGCCGAGGGCGCCGCCCAACAUGUAGAGGCCACGCCUCUGCACUGA
Messenger RNA from Limanda limanda (common dab), 1143 nucleotides. Its product is annotated as Iroquois homeobox protein 5a-like. The coding region runs from base 1 to 1143 and encodes 380 amino acids. Lineage: Eukaryota; Metazoa; Chordata; Actinopteri; Pleuronectiformes; Pleuronectidae. The record is from RefSeq and is a predicted model, not a curated record. Gene Ontology annotation, molecular function: RNA polymerase II cis-regulatory region sequence-specific DNA binding; DNA-binding transcription factor activity, RNA polymerase II-specific. The transcript has 3 exons. Gene Ontology annotation, cellular component: nucleus. Gene Ontology annotation, biological process: cell development; regulation of transcription by RNA polymerase II; neuron differentiation.